Halteromyces radiatus is the source of this 3309-nucleotide messenger RNA. RefSeq names its product chitin synthase. The transcript is spliced from 5 exons. Bases 1 to 3309 code for a protein of 1102 amino acids. The record is from RefSeq and is a predicted model, not a curated record. Gene Ontology annotation, molecular function: chitin synthase activity. Gene Ontology annotation, cellular component: cell periphery; cell septum. Lineage: Eukaryota; Fungi; Mucoromycota; Mucoromycetes; Mucorales; Cunninghamellaceae.
AUGGGUUUUGUUGGUUUUUUAACUUUUGGUUUUACUCAAGCUGUUUGUCCUAUUCCUCCUCUCAGUGUACAUGGUGGUCAAGUGAAUAAUGGAUAUAUGAUCAUACAUGGAUGGGCAUAUAUGUUGGCUGAUUGGGAUUCUCAUCCUGCUAUUCCUGGUGUUACUAAUGCUUCUACAAAUGUAUUAUAUUCUCCUCUCAAUGGUGGUGGUAUGGAUGCCUCCUUUUUAUUUCAACAACAAGUAGAUACAUCUGCAUGUAAUUCUGUACUUACAUUAAAAAAAGGUCCACAAUCUGUCUUUUUCCCUUGUCAAUUAUUCAAUCCAAAUUCAACUAUGCCUCCAUCUGCCUCUCAAUUUUCCAAUCACACUAGUUGUCAUACUUCUUCUGCUGCUACUCAACAAUACAACUCUUUUUAUCAAAAUGGUGUACCAAAGAAAAACGAUGGUGGUGGUUUUAACAAAGCUGCUCGUGUUUAUUAUGAUUGGUCUGAUCUGAAUCAAGAAAAUCAAUAUAUGGCUUAUAAUGGGGAUGUUCUUAAUCUCAAACUAUUACAAUCAUUACCUUUGGACUAUUUUGGUGUAUUACAAGAUGGAUUGAUUCAAUCUAUACUCAACAAUGUGACAGAGUUCUCUGGUAAAGAUAUGACCACUUAUAUCCAAGCAUAUCGAAAGGAAGGUAAUCAAUGGGAACAAGAAGCAGCCUGUUUACGUUCAUUGAUCAAGGUGGGAGCUAUUGACACUUUCAGUAUUGGAUGUAUUGCUUCUGAUAUUGUGCUAUACGUAUCACUCGUGGUGAUUUUGGCCGUGAUUGGUGUCAAGUUUAUGUUGGCUGUGAUCUUUGGUUGGUUUUUAUCGUGGAAAUUGGGUCAUUUUAGUGAAGAUCAAAACUAUGCAGCACGGAUGAAACGACAAGAAGAUAUUGAAAAUUGGGCUCGUAACAUGGAUGCUGCUGCUCCUUAUGCACUUCAACCUAACAAUCCUUACAACAAAAAACAACAUAGGAAAACAUUGUUACCUCAAACAUCACGUUUUACUCAACCUGAACAUGGUGUUCAUCGAUUCGAUUCUGGUAGUACAGCAGUCUUGGCUUCUCCUUCUGCAAACAACUCUACCAUCUGGACUCCUACUGCUCCCAAUGCUCCUUUUAUGCAACGUGCUUCUAUGAUGAGUUUACCCAAUGGAUUUGGAUCAAGUCGUCCAAAUUCGACAUUCUUUGGCAAUGUUGGAGGAGCUUCUACCCCUCGACUCAGUUAUUAUGAUAAUGCAAGUGGACAUCGACUCUCGGCAUUAACAACGCCUCGUUUAUCAACAACAUCUCUUUCUAGUGGUAGUGAUAGUAACAACAACAACCUUCCCAAAUGUCCUUUACCGUUAUCACCCUAUGUCAAUCCACAACCACCAAUCGACUAUAUGCCCUUCAAAUUUGUACUUGCACCUACGAUCUGUCUUGUGACAUGUUAUUCAGAAGGAGAGGAUGGGAUUCGGACAACAUUGGAUUCGAUUGCUGUGAGCGAUUAUCCAAACUCACACAAGUUGUUAUUAGUCAUCUGCGACGGUAUCAUCACUGGUCAUGGGAACAGCAAAUCAACACCAGAUAUUUGUGUGGAUAUGAUGCGUGAUCUGAUUGUACCUGCCGACCAAGUACAGGCAUAUCCUUAUAUUGCAAUUGCGGAUGGGAAGAAGAAAAACAACAUGGCCAAAGUGUAUGCUGGUUUUUACAAGUUUGAUGAUGCAACAGUGGAUCCAAGUUUACAACAACGAGUACCUAUGUUGACAAUUGUGAAAUGUGGAACAAUGGAAGAACAACAAGAAGCGGCUAAACCUGGAAAUCGAGGAAAACGAGAUUCACAGAUGGUAUUAAUGCAAUUUAUGCAAAAAGUUCUUUUUGAUGAACGAAUGACUCGUAUGGAAUAUGAAUUCUUCAACUCGGUCUGGCGUGUCACUGGUUUACCUCCCGAUGCAUUUGAAUUGUGUCUCAUGCUUGAUGCCGAUACCAAACUUUACCCGGAUGCUUUGACAAGAUUGGUCUCGUGUGCUGUCAAGGAUCCUUCUAUUUCUGGUCUAUGUGGUGAAACCAAGAUUGCCAACAAGAAGGAUAGUUGGGUCAGUAUGAUUCAAGUAUUCGAAUAUUAUAUUUCUCAUCAUCAAAGCAAAGCAUUUGAAUCCGUUUUUGGUGGGGUGACUUGUCUUCCUGGUUGUUUCUGCAUGUACCGCAUCAAGGCACCCAAGGGUGAAGGAUUUUAUGUCCCUAUUCUUGCCAAUCCUGAUAUUGUUGAACGUUAUUCUGAAAAUGUGGUGGAUACUUUACACAAGAAGAAUUUAUUGUUAUUAGGUGAAGAUCGUUAUCUAUCUACUUUGAUGCUCAAGACAUUUCCUAAUCGAAAGAUGAUGUUUGUUCCUCAAGCUGUAUGCAAGACGGUCGUGCCAGAUACUUUUAUGGUAUUACUAUCACAACGACGACGAUGGAUCAACUCCACUAUUCACAACUUGAUGGAAUUAUUAUUUGUCAAUGAUCUUUGUGGCACUUUUUGUUUCUCAAUGCAAUUUGUAGUAUUUAUGGAUUUGGUGGGUACUCUAGCACUUCCAGCGGCGAUCUCUUUUACUUUGUAUUUGAUCAUCAUGGCUAUUUUGGGCAAACCAUCGGUAAUCUCCUUGAUUUUGUUGGCGUUAAUCCUUGGUCUUCCUGCGGUGUUGAUUAUGAUGACAAGUCGCAAAUUGGUAUAUGUUGGAUGGAUGCUGCUGUACCUGUUUAGUCUCCCUGUCUGGAACUUCGUAUUACCAAUGUAUGCGUAUUGGCAUUUUGAUGAUUUUUCUUGGGGAGAUACACGGAAGGUGGAAGGUGAACAAAAGGAAAAUGGUCAUGGUGACAAGGAUGGAGAAUUUGAUUCAACUGUAUUUACGAUGAAACGAUGGCACGAAUUUGAACGAGAACGACGUAUUCAGUAUGCAUUGGAUCAUCAAUUACCAGCUCCUCGAUUUUUGGAACGUCCUCGUAGUGAAGCUUUCCGCGAUUCAAUGAUGCUCUUACAACGACAACGAUUGGGUUCAAUACAUUCAAAUGAAAGUGAUUGGCCUUUGGCUCAGAUGGCGGUCAUGCCCGAUGGCAUGAUGGAUGCUUCUUCAUCUUCUAUUGUCCAUGCUGGUACUCCUUCUCCCUCCUCCUAUUUCAAUGGUGCAUCUGCUCGACCCAACAACAACAAUAACAAUAGCAAUGGAUCAAGUAAAAUACGUCAUGAACUUCAAGAUGAUCCUGUGGAAGAGGUACCAUUAUCUGAUAUGCAGCAACGAUCGUCACAAGACAUGAAUUAG